This is a messenger RNA of Sinocyclocheilus grahami, 858 nucleotides long. RefSeq names its product cohesin subunit SA-2-like. The coding region runs from base 1 to 858 and encodes 285 amino acids. Gene Ontology annotation, molecular function: chromatin binding. The record is from RefSeq and is a predicted model, not a curated record. Gene Ontology annotation, biological process: sister chromatid cohesion. Gene Ontology annotation, cellular component: chromatin; nucleus; cohesin complex. The transcript is spliced from 8 exons. Lineage: Eukaryota; Metazoa; Chordata; Actinopteri; Cypriniformes; Cyprinidae.
AUGUAUUAUUUGUGUGCGCAGGCAUUGCUGGCUGAGCUGGAGGCUGCGGUGGACAGACACACACAUGCUGGACUGCUGGAGGCGGCUGCUCGUUCUUACCAGAGCCUCUGUGCUCAGGAUUUGCCCUGGCACUCUCUGGCCCGGCCCAGCUUUGACCGGUUCAUCAAGCACUGGACAGACACACUGGAAACACGGUUAGGAGAAUCACUGAGUGAUGGUUGUUUCACUGCAAACGAGGACAGCACUUUGGAAAUUCUGUCCACACUGAAGAAACUUAAUGCUUUCAAUAUUGCUCAGGAUCUGUCUAAAUGGAGCCUUUAUGAGCUGGGGACCAGACUCCUGGAUGUGGAGAUAAAACAUGCUGGUCUUCCCAUGGAGGUGACAAUUGAGGCUCUGCGCUGCAUGUGUAGCUGCAUCCUUUGGAAGCUCAACACCUUUGGAGAAGGUUUGACCUCCAGGGAGUCCGCCCUCCAGCAGAGAAACCAGCUACGUGCCUUCUGUGAGAAAUGUCACCGCUGUCUCUCACACGCUGAGCAGCUUGUACGAGAGCAAGCCUUCAUGUGUCUGAGUGAUGUUCUCAUAGCUCAUAAUUACCAGCUUCAGAUGUGGGAUUCAUCUGCAGGCACUCCAUUGCUGUACACCCCUGAUCCCAAGCUCCAGAAAGCUCUUCUUUCCUUCAUCGUGGAGCAUGUCUUCACCAGCCCAGAGCAGGACACCCACAGUAGUAAAGGUUCUCUUUUCUUUUCAUUUACAGUAAAUCUUAAGGGUCCUUGUUUGGCCUGUGCUCUGCUGUGGGCUGACACGUGGAGCCCUGUGGAAUUAUACUUCGAAGCCCACUCGAAAAACAAGAAGCUUUAG